AUGGUACAAAUCGAUUCCCAUGAGUAUUUGUCCGAGGAAGAGAAACGCUUGAAGGAGGACCGUGAGAGAACAAAGUAUUGGAAGAAAUGGGGUCCUUACGUUGCUGAGAGGCAGUGGGCUACAGUGCGAGAGGAUUACAGCGCCGAUGGAGAUGCGUGGAGUCAUUUCCCUCACGAACAUGCAAGAUCCAGAGCUUUCAGAUGGGGAGAAGAUGGUAUUGCCGGUGUCUCGGACACCCACGGUUUACAAAACGUUGCUUUUGCCUUCUGGAACGAAGAAGAUGACUUUUUAAAGGAACGUCUCUUCGGAUUGUCGAACCCACAAGGAAAUCACGGAGAGAGUAUCAAGGAAGCACAUUUCCAUGUUGAUAACACUCCAACGCAUUCUUACAUGAAAUACUUGUACAAAUACCCCCAAAAGAAGUUUCCGUACGAGGAUUUGAUUGCAGAGAACGCCAAAAGAGGGAAAGACGAAAAGGAAUAUCAAAUUCUGGACACCGGUAUUUUCGAUGACGACCGAUACUGGGAUAUCUACAUUGAGACUGCGAAAGAUGAGGAGAAUCCAGACGAGCUCCUUUUCAGAGUUACCGCGUGGAAUCGGGGCCCCGAGCCAGCACCAUUACACAUUAUUCCCCAUCUCUGGUUUAGAAAUACUUGGGCUUGGGGUCAUGAGGCCGAGGACAAGAAGCCAAAAAUCAGUAAGAUUGGCGAGAAUGCUGCCCACGCUCGUCAUCACAAGCUAGGCGAACGAUACAUGAUCUUGUCUCCUUCUCCUGGUGUUGGACCCAGUGGUGUCGAUGUUCAACCUGAAUUAAUUUUCACGGAGAACGACACAAACAACGCCCUCUUAUACAAGGGAAAGAAUGCCCAACCAUAUGUCAAGGACGCAUUCCAUCGUUAUAUCGUAGACCGAGAAAAGAAGGCAAUCAACCCUAAGGAACACGGAACCAAGUCUGCAGCUUGGUAUAGUUUCAACGAGGGUGGUGGAGUGGCACCAGGAGAGUGUGCCGUGGUCAGAUUCAGAAUGUCCCAAAAGUACACAGAUUACUUGGACGAAGAAGAAUUCGAUAACACUAUGGACAAGAGAAAGGAUGAAGCUGACGAGUUUUACUACCGCAUCAGUCCUUUACCAAUGGCUGAUGAUCUUCGAAACAUUCAAAGACAGGCUUUUGCUGGUAUGAUGUGGUGUAAACAACAUUAUCACUUCAUCUGGGACCAGUGGGCAAAUGGUGACCCAGCGCAACCUCCACCUCCACCCGACCGUAAAGCUGUUCGGAACUUAAAUUGGAAACAUAUGUAUCUGGAUGAUAUCUUAUCUAUGCCAGAUUCCUGGGAGUAUCCUUUCUUCGCAGCAUGGGAUUCCGCGUUCCAUUGUAUUCCACUUGCCAUGAUUGAUCCAGAUUUCGCUAAGAAGCAAUUGGAUCUUUUCACCAGAGAAUGGUACAUGCAUCCCAAUGGGCAACUUCCCGCCUACGAAUGGAACUUUGGAGAUGUCAACCCACCUGUACAUGCUUGGGCCACAUUCAGAACAUUCAAAAUCGAGAGAAAGUUGUAUGGACGUCAAGAUCUCGAUUUCCUUGAACGAGUGUUCCAGAAAUUACUUCUCAAUUUCACCUGGUGGGUUAAUCGCAAGGAUUUCGACGGAAAGAACGUAUUUGAAGGUGGUUUCCUUGGCCUGGAUAACAUCGGUCUCUUUAAUCGUUCUGAGCCUCUGCCAACUGGAGGUACUUUGGAGCAAGCAGACAGUACUGGAUGGAUGGCUUUUUACUGCCUGUGCAUGUUGAACAUUGCAUUGGAGUUAGCUAAGCAUCGCCGAAUCUACGAAGAUAUCGCGUCCAAGUUCUUCGAGCAUUUCAUGCUCAUCAGUGAUGCCAUGACUUACAAGUCUGGCUCGGGAGAGAAAUCUUUGUGGAACGACGAAGAUGGUUUCUACUAUGAUGCUAUCUCCUAUGGUGGGCCAUGGACCCAACAGUUACCUGUCAGGUCUCUGGUAGGAUUAAUUCCAUUAUACGCCACUCUCACCCUGGAGCCAGAGCUCAUUAACAAAUUACCAAACUUUAAAAAGAGAGUUGAUUGGUUUGUCGAGAACCGACACGAUGUUGCUGAGCGUAAUAUGGCUAGUAUCCAGAAGAGAGGAAAGGGUAACCGAAUCUUGUUAUCACUUGUGAGCAAGGAUCGUCUCGAGAAGAUCUUGAAACGCAUGUUGGAUGAAGAUGAAUUCUUCAGUGAGCAUGGUAUUCGAUCGUUAUCAAAAUACCACGAAAAGAACCCAGUUUCAAUGGACGUAAAUGGCCAAAAGUUCGGGGUUCAAUAUGUACCAGGAGAUUCAGACAGUGGUAUGUUCGGUGGCAACAGUAACUGGAGAGGUCCAAUUUGGCUGUGUGUCAACUUCCUGCUCGUCGAGUCCCUACAACGUUUCUAUAUGUUCUACGGGCCUUCAUUGCAAGUCGAGUGUCCUACUGGAUCGGGAGAUAUGAUGCAUCUUGGUCAUGUUUCCGAAGAGAUUCAGCAUCGUCUUCAACAUCUUAUGGCUCGUGGUGAUGACGGACGUCGUGCUAUUAACGAUGGUAAUGAUAUCCUGGACUUUGAUCCCAACUGGAAGGAUAACUUGUGGUUCUAUGAAUUCUUUGAUGGUGAUAGUGGUCGUGGUUUGGGUGCUACGCAUCAAUGCGGUUGGACUGGUUUAAUUGCCAGGAUGAUUCACGAUACUGGAAUCUCCUGCCGUCUUCCCCAGACCCCUCGUACGCCUUCUUCAGGAAUGAACCACUACUUUGACGAUAUCUUCACCCGCCACGUUGCAGGUGGCGCAAACAAAUCUCAAAAAUCUCCUAAGCCAUAUCAUCUCCGUCGGACUUCAACUGCUCGUUCCAUUGGUGCACGUUCAGAUUUCGGGGAUCACGAACAUGAUGAUGAUGAUGAAGAACAACGUGAGAGAGAGGGAAGCGUGGCGCCCAUGGAUGAACAAAGAUUGAGAGAGAGGGAGGAGGCUGAUAGGCAUGUGGCCAAUUAUGUUAGCGAACAGUUGCAUAGAGUGAGAAGUCAUGAGAGUGCGUGGGCUGAUAACGUGGGAGAUGAGUUUGAGGCACAGCUGGAUGAGAACUAG
Molecule: messenger RNA, 3102 nt
Organism: Botrytis byssoidea
Lineage: Eukaryota; Fungi; Ascomycota; Leotiomycetes; Helotiales; Sclerotiniaceae
Exons: 6
Coding region: 1-3102 (1033 amino acids)
Biological process (GO): oligosaccharide metabolic process; protein N-linked glycosylation
Cellular component (GO): endoplasmic reticulum membrane
Molecular function (GO): Glc3Man9GlcNAc2 oligosaccharide glucosidase activity
Source: RefSeq, a predicted model, not a curated record